GUCGCUCUAGCCCGCGCAGGGGGCGGUGAGAUGUGGCUGCCUUUCUAGGCUGCGGGAGUCUCCAGAGGGCGCCUCACUGGUCGCUAGGUCCGUCAUGGGCAAGGUGCGGAAAGCGCUGGCCGUAGCUGCAAUGCUGGGAGCAGGGGCUGGCGUGGGCUCCGCGCUUUUUGCUCUCGUUACCCCAGGAGAGAAGCAGAAACAAGCCAUGCUAAAGGAGCUGCCGGAGCAGCAUCCGCUGCACAGAGACGAGAAGACCAGGACCCAGCACCUAGUGAUGGCCACAUUGCAGGAGGCCGCGGCUACCCGAGAGAACGUGGCCUGGAGGAAGAACUGGAUGGUCAGCGGCAGCGGGAGGUCAGAGUGAGACCAGCGUUGUCCCGAUGCGCGCCGGGACCUUGGCUCGAGUGCCGGAGUCCGAGGCGAGCCCUCUCCUCCGCGGGCCGGCCGGGGAACCGGGAGCCGGCGCGUGGCACCCCGGACUCUGGGACCAGGAGGCCCGCCGAGUGAGCAUGUUCCCUCAAACCCUGGGCUCGUUGCUUUAACUUGCACUUAGGGGGCCGGACCGAGGCAGAGGGUCGGAUGUGGCGAACCCAAGGAAUCAAUAAAUGCUGUUCGUGCAGAGAGUGACCUUCGCAGUCGGACGCCUACCAAUGCUUAGCUGUGGGGAUCUGCGCUGAGAGCGCGGCUGACCGCGGGAGCUGCCUGCCACGCCCCUCUCCCAGGGAGACCGUGAAGCCCAUUGGGU
Molecule: messenger RNA, 745 nt
Organism: Castor canadensis (American beaver)
Lineage: Eukaryota; Metazoa; Chordata; Mammalia; Rodentia; Castoridae
Gene: Uqcc3
Product: ubiquinol-cytochrome c reductase complex assembly factor 3
Biological process (GO): mitochondrial electron transport, ubiquinol to cytochrome c; mitochondrial respiratory chain complex III assembly
Cellular component (GO): mitochondrial inner membrane
Source: RefSeq, a predicted model, not a curated record